Molecule: messenger RNA, 464 nt
Organism: Macrosteles quadrilineatus (aster leafhopper)
Lineage: Eukaryota; Metazoa; Arthropoda; Insecta; Hemiptera; Cicadellidae
Product: histidine-rich glycoprotein-like
Exons: 2
Coding region: 23-424 (133 amino acids)
Source: RefSeq, a predicted model, not a curated record
UCCAUCUUGUACACUUAUCAUCAUGAAACCAGUUUUGGUUGUCAUAAUGCUGGCAGCGAUUGCGUUCGCUGAACACCAUGAGCAACAUGAGACUCAAGAAGUAGAAAGAGAGUUCCAUUUUGAACAUGGACAUUUUGAACAUCAUGAACCAAGAGUAGAACUUCAUGAACAAACUUAUCAACCUCAUUUUGAAGUCAACGAGUCCGAGUUUCAACACCAAAAACUGGGAGAGCAUGAAUCUGAACACCAAGAACUGAUUUUUGAACAGCACAAAGGACAUAAAGAACACCAUGAGCCAGCCAGGUCUUACCAGAAUUUUAUUCUUCAUUUUGGCCAUCAGAUUCCAAUCAAAGUACCCGUUAUUCAUUUAUUUGAACACCACGAAGAAAAUGUUCUCCAUCACCACCACGAACACGGACUUUGAUACAUUGAGAAAAUGACUGAAUAAAUUAAGUGACAAUUAA